Scomber scombrus (Atlantic mackerel) is the source of this 4644-nucleotide messenger RNA. It is a transcript of the gene ahcyl2b, whose product is annotated as adenosylhomocysteinase like 2b. Gene Ontology annotation, biological process: L-methionine cycle. The transcript has 17 exons. NCBI's taxonomy places the organism in Eukaryota, Metazoa, Chordata, Actinopteri, Scombriformes, Scombridae. Gene Ontology annotation, cellular component: cytosol. The record is from RefSeq and is a predicted model, not a curated record. The coding region runs from base 26 to 1834 and encodes 602 amino acids.
AAAAGGACUUUGUGAAACUGCAGCGAUGUCAGUCCAGGUUGUGGCAGCGAAAAUGGCAGAGGUCGAGCUCAAAGACGUCCCCACCGGCAAAGACUUACCGGCUGAAUCCCCGAUGACACCGACCUCGGAGGGCAAGAGCCUCGCCAGAAACGACCCACACGAGGCCGGUUUCUCUGCUGCUGCGUCCCCUACAGCGGAGCCCUCCUCCGCUAAAGCCGGGGACGGCAGCCUGGGCUUGCUCACCCCGAACCCCGCGAAGAUGCCGCAGGCGUCGGCUAUGAAGCGGACGGACCCUCAGCAGAACGGCGGAGAGGCUUUUGUCAACCGGGACGGCACCGUUGCCGAAGCACCACGGAUGAAAAAGAUCCAGUUUGCCGACCAGAAACAGGAGUUUAACAAGCGUCCUUCCAAGAUCGGCCGACGCUCUCUGUCCCGCUCCAUCUCCCAGUCCUCCACAGACAGCUACAGCUCAGCGGCGUCAUACACAGACAGCUCUGACGAUGAGACGUCUCCCCGGGACAAACAGCAGAAGAACUCCAAGGGCAACGGAGACUUCUGUAUCAAAAACAUCAAACAGUCUGACUUCGGACGCAGAGAGAUCGAGAUCGCGGAGCAAGAGAUGCCGGCCCUGAUGGCUCUGAGGAAGCGAGCCCAGGGGGAGAAACCCCUCGCCGGUGCCAAGGUGGUGGGCUGCACCCACAUCACUGCCCAGACUGCUGUGCUGAUGGAGACCCUGUCAGCUCUGGGGGCUCAGUGCAGAUGGGCGGCCUGCAACAUCUACUCCACUCAGAAUGAAGUGGCAGCUGCUCUGGCAGAAGGAGGUUUCAGCGUGUUUGCAUGGAAGGGUGAGUCAGAGGACGACUUCUGGUGGUGCAUCGAUCGCUGUGUCAACGUGGAAGGCUGGCAACCCAACAUGAUCUUGGAUGACGGUGGAGACCUGACUCACUGGAUCUAUAAAAAAUACCCAAACAUGUUCAAGAAGAUCAAGGGCAUCGUAGAGGAGAGCGUCACCGGUGUGCACAGGUUGUACCAGCUGUCCAAGGCCGGGAAGCUGUGUGUCCCAGCCAUGAACGUCAACGACUCAGUGACCAAGCAGAAGUUUGACAAUCUCUACUGCUGCAGGGAGUCCAUCUUAGACGGCCUGAAGAGGACAACUGACGUCAUGUUCGGAGGCAAACAGGUGGUGGUGUGUGGAUACGGAGAGGUGGGAAAAGGCUGCUGUGCUGCCCUCAAAGCGAUGGGCUCCAUAGUCUACGUCACAGAGAUCGACCCCAUCUGUGCCUUGCAGGCCUGCAUGGACGGCUUCAGGCUGGUAAAGCUCAAUGAAGUCAUCAGACAAGUGGACAUUGUUAUAACCUGCACAGGCAAUAAGAACGUGGUGGUGAGAGAGUACCUCGACCGUAUGAAGAACGGCUGCAUUGUCUGCAACAUGGGACACUCCAACACUGAGAUUGACGUGGCGAGCCUGCGGACUCCUGAGCUGACCUGGGAGAGAGUGCGUUCUCAGGUGGACCACGUCAUCUGGCCCGACGGCAAGAGGAUAGUCCUGCUGGCUGAGGGUCGUCUGCUGAACCUCAGCUGUUCCACUGUGCCCACAUUCGUGCUCUCCAUCACCGCCACUACCCAGGCGCUGGCUCUGAUAGAGCUGUACAAUGCCCCAGAGGGACGCUACAAACAGGAUGUUUACCUGCUGCCCAAGAAGAUGGAUGAGUAUGUGGCCAGCCUACAUCUCCCUACGUUUGACGCACAUCUCACAGAGUUGACUGACGAACAGGCCAAGUAUCUGGGCUUGAACAAGAACGGGCCCUUUAAGCCAAACUACUAUAGGUAUUAAAUCAGUGUUGGGGUUGGACAGAAGAAAUACUGAUACUCCAUGAAUCGCACAGACUCAUAGAGAAAGAGAGGAGGAGGACAGAAGGAAGGAAGGAAGGAUGGACAGAAUAGUCAACACACCUGCUUUAUAUACAGGGGGAGGGGGAUGAGCUCUGAUCGAGCCUGCUGGGGAACGGAGGGGGGCGUAGCUUUCCCUGCACUUAUCGUUUAAUUUAUUCACGCUUUACAACAAUAAUAAUAAUAAUGAUAAUAAUAACAUUAACUCUAAUUCCGCGGAGCUGCUCCUGUCAUUUGCCAUUAGCUAGCUCCCCGUUAAGCGAUGUCUUCUUCUGUAAGAUGUUUUAUUUUCCCUUCAACUCGUCAUUUCACCGUCUUCUCUUUUCUCUUUAGACGCCCAUUUGUGUGUCGAGUUGUAUGUAAAUCCUCCAUCCUCCCUUCUCAUUGCCAGAUCUUUUAUUGUUUAACUAUUAAAGAUGAAAUUAUUGACGCUAAAAAGAUAUAUACUAUAUUAAAAAAAAAAAAAAAAAACUCCAUUAAAAAAAAAUCUGUGAAUGAAGAUGACCUUUUUGAAGAUUUAGUGACGGACAUUUUUUUCCUGUCCUUUUUUGUUGUUGUCUUUUCUUUUCUACUUGUGAUCAUGUUUUUUUUUUUUGUUUUCUCUUGUGUAAUAUUUGCGAGGGCAGGGCUAGACCUAGUGGGGGAGGGGUUGGGCGGGAUCUCAGGGUCCAAUCAUAUCAUGUCUUUUAUUUGAUCGUUUCAUUGAGAUUAACAGUCGUGUCUGUUUUUAAAACACUUUUUUUAACGGGUUCUGUCACUUCAGAUCAGCUGAGUUGUAGUCUGUUAGUUCCUCCUUUCUUUUUCUUUUUUAAAGUAUGACUGGACAGUGAUCGGCUCUUUCCACCUGUCACUCAAACUCACAGUGAAACCAUCUCAUUGGCUGUUCAGCUUCUUUCUCGGCUUCCAGCGGCUCACACAACAGUGUUGAAGUAAUGAAAAGUAUUUCACGCUAGUGAGAGCUAACCUUUUGCAUUUUGUCUUUUCCUUCAUAAAUAAUGACUAUACUGUAUUAGAAGCAUGGCAGGUUGUCAGAUCAUUACAAGGGGUAACUGUAUAUUUAGAUAUUUAUAUAGAAAUUAAGAUUUUUCUAUCUUUUUCUCUCUUGCGCUAUCUAAUAUCAUUACUUUUGGAGAAAAUCAACAUAUGUCAUAAAAUAAGCAAUUAAAUGUUCUAAUGAUAAGUGUAAUAAAUGUACUUAAACUCUCAUUUUGAAUACUGUGACAGAAUAUUUACAGAGAUACCAAAUGUGCAGUAAGUUGCUGCCAGGCCGGUACUAACGCAGAUUUCUUCAAUAAGGUCCUCAUUGAAGAGUAUGGUGCUGUUAAGAUUUACUGUACUUGCCAUACACACCACAACUCUUUGGUACUCAGUUGUAGUCAGCAACAACAACAACAAAUUAAAAAUCUGGGACUUAAAUUCCACAAUUUUGUCCAUCAGAUUUCCUAUCUGUGCAGAUUCAAAUGCAUUUGCCUUUUUAAAAGGGAUUUUUCUCCUUUUUCCCAACUUGGCAUACAACUCUUUAUUUGAUGUUAGUGCCACCUCUUCAACUGAAAGGCUUAAGACUCUUCUGUUAUACUGAGCUGCACAGUCGUCAUCCUCGGCAGCUCAUCCUCAGCUGACCUGGAAAUAAGGAAGUCCUGACAUUUCACCUAACGGCCAGUCCACCUGAACCAAUCAGAUUCUCGGAGACGCUGCCAGCUCUGCUCUCACAGAGUGGGAUCGGAUGCUUAAACACACACAUGCAGCAGCUCAUUAUACAGGUCUGAAAUCUUUGGGGACUAUCUGUAUUGUAUUUGAAAUAUAAAUCUGAUCUUUUUUUCCAACUCUUGACCAGUUUGAAAUAGCACAAAAAACUUUGUUUACAGGAAGAUUAAAUACUUUUACUCCAAGUACAAAUAUACCCUCACGUCAUCCCUUAUUUGCCAUCUGUGUGACCUGUGACUUUUCAGCGAUACCAUCAGUGUACAUUUAACUGAAUUCCAACCAAAGUCUUUAAAUUCUGUGAAAACAAAAUAAAGCCUGAAGAAACUGAAAUUCUGAAGGUGUGUUGGAGCUUCUAACAUAAACCUACUGUAUGCUCAUCUGCCACCACGUUGUGUCGGAGCCCAUGCAACCUCACACUGAUCCCUGCCAACGUUUGUGCAUUUCUCUGUCUCUGUGCUGUUGAGAAUCCCCUCUCGGAGUAGUGUUAUCUGUUGUCCGUGUAGUUCCUGAACUUGCUGUCUAAAGUCUUACUUUAUUUCCUUUUUGUAUGUGUGAGUGUGAAAGUAUGUGACUUCUUGAGAGAAAGCUGAGCAGAUUAUAGAUGAUGAUGCACGUGUGUGUCUACAUGUCUUUGUGUUUCUAUACAGUACAUCCCUUUUUUUUUUGUAGGCCAUGGUUGCUUCGUUAACAGCUGCCUCAGGAUCCUAGCCUGUGCGUUAGGGAGAGAAACCCUUUUUUUUCUUAUUUUUUUCCCCCGUCAGUCAUAAGCUGACCAACACAUGGGUGGGCGGGGGAUGACACCAGCAUCGUAUAUGUAUAUACAUACUAUAUACAGAUAUGACAACCUUUUAAAAGUAUAGGAAGGAAAAGAAAAAUCAACUCCUGUAUUUAUUGUUGUAAAUCCUCAUACAGUGCUAACUGGCAAAAUUCUCAAACAUAUUUUAAGUUGUCUAAUAAAAGAAAAAAAAAUCCUAUGUUGAAUAUUGCAAGUGAUAAUGGUAGAUGAGCAAUAAUUAAAAAAAUCUGUAAUCUCAAUGAAUAAAGAUGUAA